Messenger RNA from Zymoseptoria tritici IPO323, 933 nucleotides. RefSeq names its product histone acetyltransferase, MYST family. Bases 1 to 933 code for a protein of 310 amino acids. The transcript has 3 exons. The record is from RefSeq and is a predicted model, not a curated record. Gene Ontology annotation, biological process: regulation of DNA-templated transcription. Gene Ontology annotation, molecular function: histone acetyltransferase activity. NCBI's taxonomy places the organism in Eukaryota, Fungi, Ascomycota, Dothideomycetes, Mycosphaerellales, Mycosphaerellaceae.
AUGGGCAUCAAGUCUCCGCAUCGCACGCCGUCAAAUAAGAAGACCACGGCGGCCACAACGCCGAACAUCUCCAAUGUUGUUCUCGGAAAUCUGCACAUCAAGCCAUGGUAUCCGUCCUUCUAUCCGGAAGAUCUGGUCGGUGGCAGGAGACCGGAGUGGCUCUAUGUGUGCCAAUGGUGUUUCAAGUACACGUCGGAGAUCAUGAAGUUUAGUGCACAUUGUAAAGUCUGCCCUUUGAAGUCUUCUCCUCCGCCUGGAGAGGUGAUCUAUGAGCACGACGAGUAUGUCAUUCACCGCGUUGACGGAGAGGAAAGCACGCUCUACUCUCAAAACCUCUCCCUCUUCGCCAAACUCUUUCUCGAGACGAAGUCGGUCUUCUUCGAUGCCAGCACCUUCCUCUACUACACCCUCGUCCUUCGAACUCCCUCCCAUCCAUACGGACAAGUCGCCGGAUUCUUCAGCAAAGAGAAGAUGAGCUGGGACAACAACAAUCUCGCAUGUAUCCUCGUCUUCCCGCCGUGGCAGAAGCGUGGACUAGGCCAGAUUCUCAUUGGAGCUUCAUACGUUCUUGGUCGACGAGAAGGACGAUUUGGCGGACCAGAAAGACCGUUGAGCGAGCUGGGACGGAAGGGAUACGUCGCGUACUGGUGUGCAGAAGUGGCGAGAUGGGUGCUGGCGCAGAAGCAAAAGAAGACGGUAUCAGUCAAGGAUAUCAGUGAUGGAACUUGGAUCAUAAGCGAGGAUGUCGUGGUUGCUUUGAAAGAGAUGGACGUCCUCGAGAAGAAGACGACAAAGGCUGGAAACGUGGUGAUCUGCAAGGCCAAGGUGAGAGAGUGGGUGGAGAAGAAUCGUGUGAAGCUAGAGCCUGUUGUCGACGUCGAUGCCUUCAUCAUGGAAGACGAGGAGAGUGAGAUGAGUGAGAUGAGCGAGUGA